Messenger RNA from Pieris macdunnoughi, 204 nucleotides. The record is from the annotation of a GenBank genome assembly. Lineage: Eukaryota; Metazoa; Arthropoda; Insecta; Lepidoptera; Pieridae.
AUGGGCGUCUCAGCGAAUAUUCGACAAUACAUAAUUGUUAUAUCAGUUAAUUUAACUUCUAUUGGCAUGGGAAUGAGUCAAUCUUGGACAUCACCGAUGCUUGUAAAAUUGAUGCAUGAAGACACACAGCUCUCUGAACGAGUUAAUGAAGAUCAAGCUUCGUGGAUAGUGUCUAUUGGUUUCUUAAGCUCGAUAGCGUGUUAG